AUGUAUUUCUUAUUUCUCCUCGUCUUUGUGGCUGUGUCGUCAUCCCAAAUCGAAACUUCUAGGAAAUGUGGUUGGGACACCACAGGUCUUCCAGAGGAGGAGAGUGGCACACACCAAAAUCGGUCGCCUCAGCAGAGUGCUGAAAUAAUUGAAUGGAGAAGAGGUCAGGGUGUUAUCGACGACCCAAGGAUACGCGCGCACUGA
Necator americanus (New World hookworm) is the source of this 204-nucleotide messenger RNA. RefSeq lists its product as uncharacterized. Bases 1 to 204 code for a protein of 67 amino acids. The transcript has 3 exons. Lineage: Eukaryota; Metazoa; Nematoda; Chromadorea; Rhabditida; Ancylostomatidae. The record is from RefSeq and is a predicted model, not a curated record.